Cicer arietinum (chickpea) is the source of this 3628-nucleotide messenger RNA. RefSeq lists its product as uncharacterized. NCBI's taxonomy places the organism in Eukaryota, Viridiplantae, Streptophyta, Magnoliopsida, Fabales, Fabaceae. The record is from RefSeq and is a predicted model, not a curated record.
AUGGAGAAUAAUUUUGUACCAAAUGGUCUCAUAUCUAGUGAAACAAGCUUUGUUGCUAAAGUGCUUGAAAGAGAUAGAUGGUCACAAGUUGAAGAUAGAACUAUAGAGCUACUUAAAUACAUUAAGCCCAAUCAUAAAUCCGAAAUACUUCGAAAUAAUGUCAUUUCUUACUUAAAGGGUCUCAUCACGAACCAUCUCCCUUGCCGGGUAACAAAACUCUGCUUCACUUUUUCAUUAGGUUUGAUGGAAGAGCGAAUGUUUUUUAUCAACCGUCUUAGUAGCAUUCAAAUUGGAAUAAAGUUUUCUUUAUUGCACCAGGUAUUACCGUUUGGAUCAGUACCCUUGAAAACUUACUUACCUGACGGAGACAUUGACCUAACUACUUUUGGCAUCAAUCGAAGUUUGCCAGCAAGUUUCAUUCCAGAAAUCCUCCGAAUUUUAGAGAGUGAAAGGAAAAAUGAGUUUGCUCCAUUUAAGGUUAAAGAGGUUCAUUUUGUACAAGCAGAGGUGAAGAUCAUAAAGUGCUUGGUUGAAAAUUUUGUAGUUGACAUAUCUUUCAACCAAUUGAGCGGUUUAUCUUCGCUGUGUUUUUUCGAAGAGGUUAACUAUUUGAUAAAACGGAAUCAUCUAUUCAAGCACAGUAUUAUAUUGAUAAAAGCUUGGUGUUUCCAUGAGAGUCGCCUCCUGGGUUCUAGCAGCGGACUCCUUUCAACCUAUGCAUUGGAAAUUUUAGUCUUGUACAUAUUUAAUCUUUACAACAAUAAAUUUGCUGGACCACUUGAGGUACUUUUUCGAUUCCUGGAGUUCUUUAGUAAAUUUGACUGGGAAAACUAUUGUGUUAGCUUGAGUGGACCAGUGCCCAUAGGCUCACUUCCUAAUAUGAUAGCCGAGUCUCCAAGAAAUGAUAGCCAAAGCCAAGACUUACUGCUCCCGAAAUGGUUUCUUGGUGCCUGUAAGUCCUGUUAUGGUAAUGUGGCGUGCGGCCAAGAAAGUCGUGAGAAAUAUUUUGUUCCCAAACAUAUCAACAUUAUAGAUCCUUUGCGUGCAAUCAACAACCUGGGUCGUAGCAUCAACAAGAGUAGCUUCUUUAGGAUAAAGAGCGCAAUCUCUCUUGGUGCUAAGCAGCUGAUGAGAUUGUUGAAUUGCACAGAUGAAUAUUUAAUAGCUGAAUUUGAUUUCUUUUUCAAAAACACGUGGGAUAGACAUGGGAAUGGUUAUUGGAUUGAUGUACACAUUUAUAAUCUUUUUAUAAGAAAUAAAAAAGUUGGAAGGUCGACAUGUCAAGAAUCUGAAAUUGAACAGGCUCAAGCUUCUCAUGAGUCUCAGGGUAUUUACCGAAAGCUUGAUAACCAUUUAAAAGAAUCAAAACAAAUGGUUGGAACCUCUGAUGCCUGUGCUGUUUCUCAAACUCAGAGCUUGAAGACUGGUAGGAUAUUGAUCUCUGAUAGAAAACAUACAAAUUCCUUGACAAAUGCAUUUAUUGAUAAAGACAAAAGUCCUCAAUGUUCAUCAAGUGAAGUUCAUGCCAUGCAUCACUUUUCUUGUGAUUGCUCUAGUCUAGAACCUGCUCCUAUAUAUAGUGAAGCUCCAACUCAGCAUUGCAGUGCUUUGGUAUCAGAAAGAGAAAGUGGACUGAUCCGUUCUUCUUCUUCAAUGACUGAUAAUAGCAUGGGAUCCAGCUCAAGAUCUGAAGUUUUAGACAGUCAGAAUGUCAAAAUUUCUUCUGAAGAUGAAGAUGCAGUUAUAUCAAAAAAUGCUUCAGAUAUGGGACUGCUUAAGGAAGAGCACGAUUGUGUAGAUAUUUCAAAAAAUAGUAGGAGUAGGAAGGUCAUUGAUUAUCUCGAUACCCUAAUGCACGUGAAAUCGAAUAAGGAAAUUGGCCAUUCUGUAGAAGAGGCAACCAUGCUGCAAAAGGAAGAGCCUGGUUUGGGGAAUACUACAGAAAUUUAUAGGAGUCCCAAGUUUGGUGGAUACUUGCGAGCAUUAUUGAGUGUGAAACCAAGUGUUGUGUCUUCUUCACCUCCGCUGCCGCCCCCACCAGCACAGGACGUGCCUUUUUCUCUAGAAGUGGAUCAAUUUCCUAAAUUGCUACGGUUUCCAAAAGCUACGAGUAAGCGGAAAAGUUGGACAGUUGUUAAAGACAGGGCUUAUCCUCCUGCUGUAGGAAUCACAGAUAGUAGUAAUGUGACGAACCCUGCUGCAAGCUCUGGAGACGCAACGGCUUCAGACUUAACUUCUGGGACCAACCUGUCGUCCUCGCCUACGAAGACUAGUAAAUCUGAUGGUAUCCAUGGUACAUCAACUGUGUCCAUGGAUAUUGGUAGGCACGAGAGCCCAAUUUAUGAAAGUGCUACACAUGUUCAGGAUCCUCAAUUAACCCAAAUUGAGCAAGGGUCGAUGACUGUGUGUAACUCACCAGUUUCUGACACUCCUGUUAUUGUUGGUAGUUCUUCAAGCCAAAUAUCUGUUGAUAACCAAAGCUUAUCAACAUGUGCAUUUGGUUCCUCUAUGACACAAUUUCCAUUCACAUACAACAAUCUUCCUACUGAGAAUGAAAUCACUUACAUGAAUGCUGCUUCCCAUGUUAACAGUGUCAAUCAAGUUGAAGCUUUACAACAUUUAUUGAACCAAGCUUCUGAUAUUUUGAAUGGUGAUUAUGAAAUCUAUUGGAUGAAUCUUCAAUACGGACGGCAUUGUCAGAAUGGACAAUUAGAGGAGCCUUUGUUUUUUCCUCCACCUUUUGUACCGCCAAUGUAUUUUCGAGCACAAUAUUAUUGGAAUAGCAGACCUUCAAGUUCUAAGAACGUUAUGGCUCCCUUGGUUCCUGGAAUGCCAACUUCACUUGAUUCUGGUUCACAUGAGGGUAUAAAUCAACAUGUUUCUUGUUGGCUUCCCAGACUCAGUGGCGGAACUGGAACUUUCAUGCCAGACCCACUAGUUUACCACCAGAGAUAUUACAACAGAGAUAUGUACAUCAAACAUCAGAAUGCAAAUUGCAGAGGUGGAAGGAGGGAAGUUGAGAAUUACAGGCAAGUUGAGAGGCCAGGGAACUCAAAUUCCAAUUCAAGAGGAAGGUUUUCUGGAUCCGGCCAGUCUCACAGGAAAGUGCAGAAGCCAAGAAAUUUGAAUUCUAAUUCAAGGGAAAGGUCUUCCUGCCGCAGACAGAGUCACUACAGGAAAAUUGAAAAACCAGAAGAUAAAAAGGAAGCAUUACAUCAAGGUGAAGGCCCAAGUAGUGCAGUUAAUGAGCUGGAAAAUUUGGAAAGGGAUUCUAAAGAUAAUUCUCCACAUCAGCCCUGAUCAUAAUCCAUUUUCAUCGGGGUAAUUGGUCCGUUUUAUGCAUUGCGUGAAGAGGGGUUUAUAUGUUUUAUCUUCAAUUCUCCACCUCAAGGUUCUCUAGGUGGUUUUCAACAAGAAUUUCUAGAGCCUUACCUUUUUAGGCUGUUAGUUUAUGAUUUCUGUUGUAUAUCAGUUGCAAAUGUCAUCAUGUAAAGCUUCUGCUUGGACCAUCUUAAAAUUUUACAUUAGUGAUAUCAAGAUACAACUCAUACUCUAGGAAAAGUUAUUCUAACUUGAAACCUUUUUACAAGAUUGAAAUGUAUAUAUACAAGGCUAUUUUACAAACCAA